Trypanosoma conorhini is the source of this 2115-nucleotide messenger RNA. RefSeq names its product glycerol-3-phosphate acyl transferase. Bases 1 to 2115 code for a protein of 704 amino acids. Gene Ontology annotation, cellular component: endoplasmic reticulum membrane. The record is from RefSeq and is a predicted model, not a curated record. The transcript has a single exon. NCBI's taxonomy places the organism in Eukaryota, Euglenozoa, Kinetoplastea, Trypanosomatida, Trypanosomatidae. Gene Ontology annotation, molecular function: glycerone-phosphate O-acyltransferase activity; glycerol-3-phosphate O-acyltransferase activity. Gene Ontology annotation, biological process: phospholipid biosynthetic process.
AUGAGCCUGCCUGAUGAAGAGUCUUCGUUGUCCUCCAAGUUGGCAGGAGGCGUGGCUGAGGGCGCUGCUGGCAACCCUCCAAAGCCGCCUCUUGAGGUUAGUGAGGCGCAAGCGGUGCCGAAUGAUAACCACGAUGCAGAACAGGUCGGCAAGACACAAACGCCAGCAACGAAGUUGUGUACAGGGGAAGCGGUUGGAGAAGGGGCAGACAAGUGUGAGGCCACUCUGAAUCCGCCGUUGCGCACGCGGCGGAGCGUCACAAAGGACCGUAUCGAAGUGCAAAAGCCGAACAAUAUUCCUCGUUGCACGGUGUGUGGUGAGGAUGUCCCAGUGCGUGAGCGACUCGAUUACCGGGAUCGUCUCCGUUUUGUUGAGUGGCUCUCCAAGCAUCUGAGCAAACUGCACGACCUUGUCGUACAGUUGUUUAUCGAAUUUUUUAUGUGGGCCCUUGUGAAUAUUUACUUCCGUGAGGUGACAGUUGUGAACACGGAAAGCAUCCCAAAGACUGGCGCGGUUGUGUUUUAUGGCAACCAUCAAAAUCAGUUUAUAGAUGCCUUGCUGAUUCGAGCUAAUUGUGGGCGCCCCGUGCGAUUUAUAAUGGCGGAAAAGUCAUUUCACCGCCCCAUCAUUGGACAAUUUGCACGCAUGAUGCAUGCGGUUCCAGUUGUUCGUCCACAGGAUGUUCCCCUCAUACCUGGAGAAGGAUCUCUGACACGCAUGGAUGGCGCCAUCGUUCAUGGCGAGGGAACCAAGUUCACCACUUUGCUUCUGGACGGCGAUGUAAUCAUAUGGUGGAAAGGGACAAUCAAGUGCACGGCACAAGUACUUCACGUUAACUCGGAUACAGAGUUGGAACUCACGAUGCCGGUUAUGCCGUCAAAUGUCGUAGGGCAGCCCACACCGUUUAGGAUUUCCCGCCGCAUUGAUCACUCCGUCAUGUACACCAGCGUGUACGAGACGCUGCAAAACGGUGAGUGUAUAGGCAUUUUUCCUGAGGGUGGCUCUCAUGAUCGUACCUCGCUUCUUCCACUCAAAGCCGGUGUGGCGCUUUUCAGCCUUGGGGCGGCAGAGCGAGGAGUCAGCGUUAAGGUGGUGCCGUGCGGGUUGACGUACUUUUAUGGACAUAAAUUUCGCAGCCGCGCCUAUCUUGAGUUUGGCGACCCCAUUACGCCCUCCGAGGAGCUUGUGGCGCUCUUCAGCCGCGAUAGACGCAAGGCGACUGGUAUAUUUUUGGAACACCUCAACGCGGAGUUGCGUGGGUUUACCAUUAAUGUCCCUAACUGGAGUGCUCUGAACUUUCUGCAUGGAUUUCGUCAGUUGUACCAGCCCCCAAAUUGCAUUCUGGCAACACGGGACUACCUGCGCCUGGCUCGCCGCCUCAGCGUCAUCAUGGAGGCAGAAAAGGACAACCCAGAAUUUAUCGAUUACCGCAACCGUGUAGAAAACUAUCGGGACUACUGCAACGCCCUUCUCGUGCGUGAUAGUCAGGCCGCCACCCUUGGGAAAUUGGGGUCCAUCGAGGCACAACAACUGCAGCUGCUUUUCCGUCGCUCCUUUACUUUAUUUUUGAUGGGAGUUAUUCUUGUGCCAUUCUUCGUUGUCUGCCUUCCAAUUGGGAUCCUGGCGAGUUUAUUGGCAGAUCGUCAACGGAAAAAGGCUCUUUCCGAGAGCACUGUGAAGGUUAUGGGUGUCGACGUGGAGGGGUCCUAUAAGCUGCUUGUGGGUUUUUUUAGUGUCCCGCUUGUAUUCACGUUUGUUUCCCUGGUGACUUUUUUCUACACGGAUCUUCGCACAGCCCUAACCGUGUUCUUUAGCCUUCCCAUGGCGAUGUACGUUUCUCUCUUGAUUCUUCAAGAGGCCAUGAUGGAGUUGCGCGCGGCCCUGCCGCUGUUGAUGUCCGUUAUAUCGAAGCACAAGCAGUUUAGGAAGUUGUACGAGCGUCGUAAGGCGUUGGUGGCGCUCACAAAUGAGCUCGUUCGCAAGUGGGAUCCUGAGCUGGCAGAGGAGGUGCAGACGUACGUGCGAGAGUCGAAUUGCGACAUGAAACGGCGUGAACCCUCACUUUUUUCGUUGCGCCACAGCAGCCUUCGACGGCUUGCCGACAAAAAUAACUGA